This is a messenger RNA of Urocitellus parryii (Arctic ground squirrel), 1326 nucleotides long. RefSeq names its product claudin 11 (gene Cldn11). Lineage: Eukaryota; Metazoa; Chordata; Mammalia; Rodentia; Sciuridae. Gene Ontology annotation, cellular component: membrane; bicellular tight junction. The record is from RefSeq and is a predicted model, not a curated record. Gene Ontology annotation, molecular function: structural molecule activity.
UCCCAGCAGUUCGUCGGUCGCUGUCUCAGCUGUGCGCCCGCCGCCGCCGCGUCGUCCGUGCUGGGCUCGCAGUCUCUAGCGGCCCACUCCACCUCGAGGGUCCGGCCUCGGGCGAUCGCCAGCAAGCGGCUAGCCAGGGCAGCACAGGGAGUACCUACCAGGGCAGGCGCUGUCCAGCCCGGAGUCCGGGCGCAGUCAGUGAGGGUCGAGGCGCGUGGACGUCGAGGUGGCCACCAUGGUGGCCACGUGCCUGCAAGUGGUGGGCUUCGUCACGAGCUUCGUGGGCUGGAUCGGCAUUAUCGUCACCACAUCCACCAAUGACUGGGUGGUGACCUGUGGCUACACCAUCCCUACCUGCCGCAAGCUGGACGAACUGGGUUCCAAGGGGCUGUGGGCUGACUGCGUCAUGGCCACGGGGCUGUACCACUGCAAGCCCCUGGUGGACAUCCUCAUCUUGCCGGGCUACGUGCAGGCUUGCAGGGCCCUAAUGAUCGCCGCCUCAGUUCUGGGUCUGCCGGCAAUUUUGCUGCUGCUGACAGUUCUCCCCUGCAUCCGAAUGGGCCAUGAGCCUGGUGUGGCCAAGUACCGGCGGGCCCAGCUGGCAGGAGUCAUGCUCAUUCUGCUGGCUCUCUGCGCCAUCGUCGCCACCAUCUGGUUCCCUGUGUGCGCCCACCGUGAGACCACCAUCGUGAGCUUUGGCUACUCCCUGUACGCGGGCUGGAUUGGUGCGGUGCUGUGCUUGGUGGGUGGCAGCGUCAUCGUCUGCUGCGCUGGAGAUGCCCAGGCAUUUGGUGAAAACCGUUUCUACUACUCUUCGGGCUCCAGCUCCCCGACUCAUGCCAAGAGUGCACAUGUAUAAGAGAGCCGUGGCCACGGCCCCGUGGAGGUGCUGUAGAUGCCGGGCCCAUGGCCCUAGGUUCACUUCUCUGCCAGGCACCAAAGCCAAAGGUCUAGAAAACAUCCUGCCUGGCGUUUUGUAGUCUUAACACCCCCCCCCACCUCUGCCCCCCAUCACGUUUUGGUUGCCUUAAAAGAAAUCUCUGGCUCAGAUUAUGCCCACAUAGUUUCCAUGGUGUUGCCCACUAUUAUCUCUUUUCUCGGGCAUCCCUUUGUUGUUUAAUAAAAAGUAAUAAUUUUGUUUCUCUCUAAAUUUCAAGUGUCUUGCAAACAUGGCUGAGUUGGGUGCGGGUAGGGGAGCGAAAUAAAAAAGACACUUUUCAAACUGUUACAGAUGACAAUGGGAGUCUCAUAAAGAUGCCUCUCUUGUUUGCUCCCUCCUCUUCAAUUCCAAGGUCAUUUACUUCUAAGAGAUAGAAAAAGAUAGAA